This is a messenger RNA of Haemorhous mexicanus (house finch), 1527 nucleotides long. It is a transcript of the gene AP3S2, whose product is annotated as adaptor related protein complex 3 subunit sigma 2. The transcript is spliced from 6 exons. Bases 333 to 914 code for a protein of 193 amino acids. Gene Ontology annotation, biological process: Golgi to vacuole transport; intracellular protein transport. Lineage: Eukaryota; Metazoa; Chordata; Aves; Passeriformes; Fringillidae. Gene Ontology annotation, cellular component: intracellular membrane-bounded organelle; membrane coat; AP-3 adaptor complex. The record is from RefSeq and is a predicted model, not a curated record.
GCGGCGCGCGCGGGGAGCAGCGGUGCCGGUGGUCCCGGUGGUCCCGGCGGUCCCGGCACGGGCAGCGGGCGCCGCAUCCCGACUCGAGGCCUGCCCGUCCGCCCCGUCGGGCUGCGAAGAACGGCCGAGCCCGCCCCGGCGGCAAGCCGCGGUGCAGCCGCGCGGCUUUGAUCGCUCCCGCGGCCCGGCGCUCCGCAGGGUCACCCCGGGCUCAGCCCACCGGAGCCCGGUGCGCUUCCGGGGCGGCCGAGGGGCUUCCUGCGGUGGGUGUGCGGCCGCGGUGCUGCUGCCAGUGCUGCUCCCGGCCCGGCCCGGCCCGACGCGCCGCCGGGAUGAUCAACGCCAUCCUCGUGUUCAACAACCACGGGAAGCCGCGGCUCGUCCGCUUCUACCAGCACCUGGCAGAAGAGGUGCAGCAGCAGAUCAUCCGUGACACCUUCCACCUGGUGCUGAAGCGGGAUGACCACAUCUGCAACUUCCUGGAGUGCGGCAGCCUGUUCGGCGGCUCGGACUACAAGCUGAUCUACCGCCACUACGCCACGCUGUACUUCGUGUUCUGCGUGGACUCCUCCGAGAGCGAGCUGGGCAUCCUGGACCUCAUCCAGGUGUUUGUGGAGACGCUGGACAAGUGCUUUGAGAACGUCUGUGAACUGGACCUCAUCUUCCACAUGGACAAGGUCCACCACAUCCUGCAGGAGAUGGUGAUCGGCGGGAUGGUGCUGGAGACCAACAUGAACGAGAUCGUGGCACAGGUGGAGGCCCAGGGCAAGCUGGAGAAGGCAGAGGGAGGCCUCUCAGCAGCUCCUUCUCGCGCCGUGUCGGCCGUGAAGAACAUCAACCUGCCCGAGAUCCCCCGCAACAUCAACAUCGGGGACAUCAACAUCAAAGUGCCCAACCUGUCACAGUUCAUGUGAGCAGCCCGUGCUGGGGGGCUGCCUGCUGAGCAGAGCUGGGGUCCCCGGCUCCUCCGGGGCUCUGCCCGUGUGGCACACAGGGGCCGAUGGUGGCCGAGGGCAGGGAGCAGUGACAGGGCUCAGAGAACGGGGUGGGGGGCUCAGAGAACGGGGUGGGGGGUCCUUCCCUCUGGACCUGGGCUCAGUUCUGCUCCCUGGUCCCCCAGCAACGAAGCUGCUCUUCCUUACCCUCCCUCCCUGCAGACAUGCAGCCUCUCCUCGCUGUGGGGCAGUUGGCUCCUGCCUCUCCUGGGAUUCCUGGGAUUCCCAGAGGUGAAAGUGUGCCUGUAGCGAUGGCUCUGUCAGGAGCUGCAGGUUGUCCCCUCCAUCCUCCCAGCCAUGGCUGUCCCCUGCCCUGGUCCUGCUCUCUGUGAUGGGCCCCAGCUGGGUGGGGGUCACUCCUGGGAGCUGCUGUGUGCCCUGGGGACAGUGUGAGGAGGACAGGCUGGAGCGGGGAUGGGGCAGCAAGAGGGAUGGGAGCUGAGUGACUUGGGGGGCUUGCAGGGUCAGGCCAACUGACUGGAGGGGCUGCUGGAGUGUGUCCCUGUGUCCCAAUAAACUACCCCUGAACCCA